AUGGGGAGCUUAUUUACGACUCCCGAAUACUUGACCAUCGCGUACGAGAAACUUCUUCACAAUGACUUGAAUGAACUUGCUACUCUACGCAAAGCCUGCGAGCGUGACGGGUUUUUCUAUAUAGACCUGCGGGAUGCGAACAAGCAACUGCAUCCCGUAGAGAAUGAAGUUCCACUCGUAUUCAAAGCUGUCAACGAGUUUUUCAAAAUGGACGAGAAGGAGAAGAACAACUACGAUAUCGAUACCAUCGCGCCUUGGAAAUUACACGGACAUACACCUGCUGGGAGGAAUUCGGGACUUGCUGGCGCAGGAGAAAAGCAUGGCGUAGAAGCUUACACACUGCCCCGGGAUGGUAUGAGCAGAGUCGUGGAAGGUCAAGAUACUGUUGUUCUGCCACCCAUCCUGCAAAAGGAGUCAUCUCUCUUCACUGAGUUUAUGUCUCAACUGCAUAUUGUUGCACUGAAUAUUCUGAGGGGUCUAGAUCAGAGCAGAGACGGUAUGGGAAGUCGUGAGGGCUUCUUUGCAUCGAAACACCGGCCGUCUGAGCCUUCAACGUCUUGCCUAUUACUUGUCCGGUACGGGACAUUGGAUAAUGAGAUACCCAAAACAGGCCUUGCGCCGCAUACAGACGUUGGUAGCUUGACUGUUUUGUUUGCCGAUAAAAGAGGACUCCAAGCCCGUCAUCCUGACACGGGGGAAUGGCAAUAUCUCGAGCCGCGGGAGGGCUGUGCCGUCAUCAAUAUCGGAGAUUCGCUCAGGUUUAUGUCCCAAAAGAAUUUCCAAUCUGCACUACACCGUGUUAUACCAACACCGGGAACAACAAUACACGAUCGCUUCUCUUGUGCCUACUUCCUUCGGCCUGAGCUGGAUGCUGAGUUUGACGCCGAGGGUCAACAUUGGAAAAGUAUCGAUUGGCAUUUGAGAAAGUAUAAAAGCUAUCGCUCAGGUCAAACGGGCAAGACAGAAUGA
Glarea lozoyensis ATCC 20868 is the source of this 969-nucleotide messenger RNA. Its product is annotated as Clavaminate synthase-like protein. The record is from RefSeq and is a predicted model, not a curated record. The transcript is spliced from 3 exons. Lineage: Eukaryota; Fungi; Ascomycota; Leotiomycetes; Helotiales; Helotiaceae. Gene Ontology annotation, molecular function: dioxygenase activity. Bases 1 to 969 code for a protein of 322 amino acids.